Microthlaspi erraticum is the source of this 1251-nucleotide messenger RNA. The record is from the annotation of a GenBank genome assembly. NCBI's taxonomy places the organism in Eukaryota, Viridiplantae, Streptophyta, Magnoliopsida, Brassicales, Brassicaceae.
AUGGCUCCUCUCUCUUUCAUACCGGACCAAGCCAAGUCGCAAACGCGUUUAUCUUCUGACCAAAAGAAGAAGAACAGAAGCAAGAAAACGCCUACAACCCCACCACCGCAUCAGAAGCAACCGCAAAAGCCGAAGCAGAAGACGGUGCCGUCGUCAUGGAGCCAGAUAAAGAACCUUCUGAGUUGCAAACAAGUCGAAGGACCAAGAGUGCACGACCCAUCAAAGAAUAUUACGUCAUCAUCUUGUGGCUCUUCUCUUUGUAAGUUCAGUGACGUUGUUUACGGUAAUGCUCGUGUGAUUCACCGGUCCGAUCACUCGCCUGAGAGUAGCAAUCUUGGUCAAGAUGCCGGGUUGUUGACCCGGAAACCCGUUACUCGUGGAUCUUCUUCUUCGGUUAGAUCCAACGGUUGCGGUGCUUACACGUCGUAUUCAUCUUCCAAAGCUAUGCACUUUAGAAAAUUCUCCGGUUGCUAUGAGUGUCACAUGAUUGUUGAUCCCAGCAGGUAUCCAAUAGCACCAAGAAUAUGUGCAUGUCCACAAUGUGGGGAGGUUUUUCCUAAGCUUGAAACCUUGGAGCUUCAUCAAGCAGUUCGUCACGCUGUGUCAGAGUUGGGGCCAGAGGAUUCAGGGAGAAACAUAGUGGACAUCAUCUUCAAAUCUAGCUGGUUACGGAAAGACAGUCCCAACUACAAGAUCGAACGGAUAUUAAAAGUCCACAACACUCAACGCACGAUCCAACGGUUCGAAGAUUGUCGCGACGCAGUCAAGUCCCAUGCACAUGCCUCCACAAGAAAAGAGCCACGAUCAGCCGCCGACGGCAACGAGCUCCUCCGGUUCCACUGCACCACCGUUUCAUGCUCCCUCGGCUCACGUGGCUCGACCUCCCUCUGCUCCAACGUCCCUGGCUGCCGCGUCUGCACCAUUAUCCGCCACGGCUUCCACGCUAAAACGCUGCGUUUAGGCGGUGGGGCCAGUGAGAUCAAGGGCGUGAGGACGACGGCGAGCAGCGGAAGAGCGCAUGAUGCUUCGAGGUGCUUUGACCAGCGGAGAGCGAUGCUUGUUUGCCGUGUCAUUGCCGGAAGAGUGAGGCGCGUGCAAAGCGACGCGUCGGAAGAUGAGGAUGGUUCUGGCUCGUAUGAUUCUGUGGCGGGCGUCGCUGGGGUCUACUCAAAUAUUGACGACUUGGUUGUGUUUAAUCCCAAAGCUAUACUUCCUUGCUUUGUAGUUAUCUACAAAGUUUCCGAGGCUUAA